Molecule: messenger RNA, 1044 nt
Organism: Exaiptasia diaphana
Lineage: Eukaryota; Metazoa; Cnidaria; Anthozoa; Actiniaria; Aiptasiidae
Exons: 2
Coding region: 1-1044 (347 amino acids)
Molecular function (GO): zinc ion binding
Source: RefSeq, a predicted model, not a curated record
AUGUCACNGGGCAAAGCCUACAGUUACUUUACAUCUAAUUGGCUGAAAGAAGUCUUUUACCAUGAUAUAACACAGUCGUCAAAAUACUGCCUAUUAAAAUCGGAAACAACACCAUCCCAAAGCAUCAACAACCCUCCACAUAAAAUAUGGGUCUGUAUUGAAAAAAUCACUGGAAAUAUCAAGUCUGCAUAUUGCACCUGUUUUGCAGGGCUUGGAUCAACCUGCAAUCACAUUGCAGCAGUGUUAUUUAAAGUUGAAUAUGCAUGGAAAAAUGGCCUGGUAAUAAAAGACUCACCAACAUCUGUUGAAUGUGUAUGGAAGAGUUAUGGGACCAAGAAAAAAGGACAGAAAAUUGAACCAAAAAGAAUUUCUGAACUCCCCAUCAGCAAGCCCCAAUACAAAAAGAAAAAAACUGUCAUAAACAGCAAAGAAAAACAAGAUUUUUUGCCUCUCUCUGACAGUUCUCAUGAUAAACCAUCACACAAAAAUAUAAUGUCCAGUUUAUAUCCAAGCUUACCUAAUGCAUGUGGUUUUCGUUAUGUCAGUUUUACAAAUCAGCCUAAUUUUACUCCAGAUGAUGAUAUUAAUGUUGAACAUACUGUGGAGGUUCAGACUUCACCUUCUGUACCUAAGAGCAUUUUGGACAUGCUAUUUACUGCUGAUACAGAGGAGGAUAUUAUGACUAUGUUGUGCAACAUAAAUAAAGAUGAGGUAGCUGCUCUGGAGAAGUACACACAAGGGCAAAGUAACAAUGUCUUGUGGAAGAAUCAACGCUUUGGACGAAUUACUGCAUCAGUCUCUCACAGAGUAAUGACAAAAGUUAAUACAUUAACAUCUGCAAAGUCAACAGUAAAUUGUACCUCCUUAUUGUCUACUUUAUGUCCUGAUAAUAAAGUUUGUGAAAUCAAGAACAGUGCUUUACUUUAUGGUAUUCACAUGGAGGAUGAAGCACGUACAGUAUAUGUUGAGCAACUAAAAAUGCAAAAACAUAAAAAUGUCAGAGUAUCACCAUGUGGNUUGACACUGACAGAUGGAAGAGCCUGA